Messenger RNA from Rhineura floridana, 5574 nucleotides. RefSeq names its product tyrosine kinase with immunoglobulin like and EGF like domains 1 (gene TIE1). Gene Ontology annotation, cellular component: signaling receptor complex. The record is from RefSeq and is a predicted model, not a curated record. The transcript is spliced from 23 exons. Gene Ontology annotation, molecular function: ATP binding; transmembrane receptor protein tyrosine kinase activity; protein binding. Bases 502 to 3876 code for a protein of 1124 amino acids. Gene Ontology annotation, biological process: multicellular organism development; positive regulation of kinase activity; protein phosphorylation. Lineage: Eukaryota; Metazoa; Chordata; Lepidosauria; Squamata; Rhineuridae.
UGUGCCCAAUCUAUCCUCACUCUCAGUCAGUUCCUGAACUGCCCAGCGGUUUUCUUUUGUGCCCAUCCUGAGGCUUCCCAGGCAGACUUUCCCAGGGAGCAUGGAAGAAACAGGCAGGCCAUAUGCCCUCUGCAACAACACGUGGCAGUGAACAAAGAGCUGGAAUGGGUGGAAGGGCCUUUGGGGUGCCAAUCUGAACUCCUGAGCAAGUGGACUGGAACCCAGCUCUACUUCUCUCUCCAUACACCUCAGAUAAUGUAUCCUGCCCAAGCAGGCAGGAUUUCCUCCUGAAUCAGAGAAUCAGACAUUUAUCUUCCUUCAUGGUCUGGUAUGAACUUCCUUCUAGCUAUUCUAGCCCAUACAAAGUAAUGGAGGACACAGGAACACCAGGCAUAGAGGACGCACACUGCAAAUGAAAAAUAACAUAAGUAGCCCCGUCUCCUUUUAUUCUUCUGGAUCAGUGAUGUCUGAGUUCUCCUGACACCGGGCAUAUUCAGGAAAAUGAGACUGGACAGGAUUUGCCUUCUACCCUUCUUCUUGCAUCUGGCAGGAGCAAUUCUGGAUAUUACCCUGAUGGCCAAUGUUUUGAGUCCUUCACACACCAGCUUCUACCUCUCAUGUGUGACAGGCGAGCGAAAUGCCAGCCUCCAGAUUGACAGAGACAACAAAAUUGUCAUGACUCACCCCAAGUCCAAGCUCCAGAUAUACAAGAACAGCAGCAGUGAGGUGCAGAUGCGAGGCUUCUCCUGGGCAGACUUGGUUGGCGUCACCUACUGCUUGGGGCAGACCCAGUCAGAGCAAACCAGGGUAGUGUAUGUGCACAACAACAUGAAUGCCAACCUCAUCCCAGAAAAAGUGACACAGACGGUCAGCCUCUCCCAGUCAGCCAUACUUGUUGCCAAGAUAAAGCAUGGGAAGAAUGCAGACAUUUUGUGGAAAAGGAAUGGAACCUAUUAUGACACCAUGGACCAGGGUGAAGUGAAGAAGAACCAGUCUACUCUGACCCUGUCACCUGUUAGCAUGGGUGAUGGUGGGAUUUACAGUGCGACAUUCAUAGGGGACAGCCCCUUGUCAAGUGCCUCCUUCAGACUGAUUGUGCGAGGAUGUGUAGCCAAGAAAUGGGGCUCCUUUUGUGACAAGGACUGUCCCGACUGCCUGAAUGGAGGCAUCUGCCACCAUAUCGAGGGAGAAUGCAUCUGUCCACCAGGCUUCAUGGGCACCCGCUGUGAAAAAGCUUGUAGGGAAGGCAGGUUUGGGCGAAACUGCCAGGAGAAGUGCCUUAAUAAGCAGGGCUGCAGGGGGCUGGCCUUCUGUCUGCCUGACCCAUAUGGCUGUUCCUGUGCUGCUGGAUGGAGUAGUCUACAGUGUGGUUCAGCUUGCUCUCCUGGGACAUAUGGUGCUGACUGUGCCUUGGAGUGUCACUGCCAGAAUGGAGGCACGUGUAACCGGUUUAGUGGUUGUAUUUGCCCAUCUGGUUGGCAUGGACAGCACUGUGAGAAGUCAGAUCGGAUCCCUCAGAUAAUCAACUUGGACUCUCAUUUGGAGUUUAACUUAGGAUCUCAGCCUGUAGUUACUUGCAUGGCAACAGGCAACCCACCCCCUGUGCGCGACAGCAUUGAACUGCGCAAGGCUGAUGGAACAGUGAUUUUGCCUACAAAAGCCAUCAUGGAAAAAGACUUGACUACUUGUGAAUUUCAAGUGCCACCGCUGGUCCUCUCUGACACUAGCCUCUGGGAAUGUCGUGUCUCCACUACAGGUGGGCAGGACAGUGGCAAGUUCAAGGUGACUGUGAAAGUGCCUCCUGUGCCAUUGGACCCUCCCAGGCUUCUCACUAAACAGAGUCGGCAGCUUGUGAUCUCCCCCAUGGGACAUAUUUCAGGUGAUGGACCCAUCAUCUCCAUCAAAGUUCUGUACAAGCCCCAAACUGGCACUUCCCAGUGGUCGUCCAUUGUAGUUGACAAUGCCCAGAAUAUCACCCUGAUGAACCUGCGACCUGUCACAGCCUACCUUGUUAAGGUUCAGCUAACACGCCCAGGAGAUGGAGGAGAAGGUGUCCCAGGCCCCCACGCUGUAAUGGUAACAGAGUGCCAAGAGCCAAUAGCCAAGCCUGUGAUUGAAGGCUCAUCCGUUGAAAGGAGCAACACACUGUAUGUAAACUGGAAUCUGCCUGGUAGUGACAGCGUGGGCUCUGGGUUCCUUGUCCAACUCUAUGAUGCAGCCAAGGAACUCAUAUAUCAGGAGAACAUCACUUCCAUGACUGUGCAGUCUGCCUACAUUCCAAACCUUAAAUUUAACCAGGACUAUAGCCUGGAAGUGCUGGUCUAUCACUGCACCAGCCUGGGACCACCAUCUGACCUCUACAAGGUCAGGAUCGACAGCAAAGGUCCCUCAUCCCCACGGUCUCUCUCAGCGGAGUCCCUUGCUGACAGCACAAUCAGGCUCACUUGGCUGCCCCCCGAGUAUCCUAAUGGUGGCAUCAACAAAUACAUUGUGGAGGUGCAACAAGUGGGGGGUACCAGUGAGCCACAGUGGGUGGACACAGACAACGGCUGGGAUACCACAAAGAUAAUUGCAGGGCUCAACACCAGCACAUCCUACCAGUUCCGGGUGCGAGCCAAUUCUUAUGUGCCAGGCGACUGGAGCAUGCCUGUGAAGGCUCAGAUUGUGGUUGAUGGAGCUGUGAGCCAAGUGCCCACUUUGGAGAGCAGGAACUUGCCUCCAUCCAACCUGGACCAGCAGUUGCUGUUAGCCAUUGUGGGUUCUGUCUCUGUCACCUGUGUGACCAUAUUGUUUGCCCUCCUGGCCCUUUUCCUCAUCAAGAAGAACUUCUUUCACCGGCGUCGCACGUUCACCUAUCAGUCAGGAUCUGGGGAAGAGACCAUUCUGCAGUUCAACUCGGGCACACUGACCCUGACUCGCCGGCCCAAACCCCAGCCUGAGCCACUCAGCUACCCUAUCCUGGAGUGGGAUGACAUCAAGUUUGAGGACAUGAUUGGGGAAGGGAACUUUGGACAAGUCAUUCGGGCCAUGAUCAAGAAAGAUGGCUUGAGAAUGAAUGCAGCCAUCAAGAUGCUGAAAGAAUUUGCCUCUGAGAAUGAUCACCGAGACUUUGCCGGAGAGCUGGAAGUUCUUUGCAAGCUGGGCCACCAUCCCAAUAUCAUCAACUUGCUGGGAGCCUGUGAGAACAAGGGUUACUUGUACAUCGCCAUUGAAUAUGCACCCUAUGGAAACUUGCUAGAUUUUCUGCGCAAGAGCCGAGUCCUGGAGACAGAUCCUGCUUUUGCCAGGGAGCAUGGAACAGCCUCAACCCUCACAUCCCAACAGCUGUUGCAGUUUGCAUCUGAUGUGGCCAAAGGCAUGCAGUAUUUGAGUGAGAAACAGUUUAUCCACAGAGACCUGGCUGCCAGGAACAUCCUGGUGGGAGAAAAUCUGACUUCCAAAAUUGCCGACUUUGGCUUGUCCCGGGGGGAGGAAGUCUAUGUAAAGAAGACUAUGGGUCGUUUGCCAGUUCGCUGGAUGGCUAUUGAAUCCUUGAAUUACAGCGUAUACACAACCAAGAGCGAUGUGUGGUCUUUUGGAGUUCUCUUAUGGGAAAUAGUUAGCCUGGGAGGGACACCCUACUGUGGCAUGACAUGUGCUGAACUCUAUGAAAAACUGCCCCAAGGAUACCGCAUGGAGAAGCCCCUCAACUGUGAUGAUGAAGUCUAUGAGCUAAUGCGGCAGUGCUGGCGGGACCGGCCAUAUGAACGUCCACCCUUUGCUCAGAUCUCAGUGCAACUCAUCCGCAUGCUGGAAGCCCGAAAGGCCUACGUGAACAUGGCUUUGUUUGAGAAUUUUACCUAUGCUGGAAUUGAUGCCACAGCUGAGGAAGCAUGAGAGACCUGGGCACUGACCCCAUCCACCUGUGGACACAAACAGGACACAUGUGGAAUAGGAGUCCCCUGUACAUAUGCCUCAUCGUCAUGCCACCAUGUUCUUACAUAGGCUGUGCUGAGCACAGCAUAGUCCAGAGAAUCCUGCAUCAACCCAGCCCUCAUGCAGCUUCUCCUUCCCUGACCAGGACGGCAUGGACAGCAGAUAUUGUGAUUAAUCCAAGACUCUGCCAUGCUAAAAAGGAGAUAUACAGAGACACACAGCUAUAAAUCUUGCUAGGGGAGUAUCUAUGUCAAGUACUCCUGUCUCAGUAGCCCUUUAUAUCACAUACUGCCAUCUCCACGUGCUGACUGUGUAAUUUGCAGCCUGCCCCCAAGAUGAACAGCAUGGCCAUGAGAAUGAAUGGAAGAAACAAAUGGGCUGCAUGUUAGACUUGAAGCAGAGAACUCUGUGAAGUGCCUGAUGGGCUUGGGAUUCAGCACGGAAAGAAGAACAAGGAAAUGCAAUAUGAAAUCAAGAGAACAGGAGAACCCUCAUCAUCCAUAUUCAUUCAUACACUGCAUCCCUCAUCUUCUGCCUCACCAGAAGGCUCAGGGCAGAUCUUAGCCAGAGGUGAUCUGCCGCCUGCAAGGUAGCCUUUGAAAGCUAGGGAGUAAGAGCCACAUACUCCUUCAUACUGCAGGCUUCCUUUCUGCAGGAGAAGGCAAGAAUGUGGAGAGUAGUAAUUUACAGAGCCAGCCACUAGGAAGCGGGUAGUAAGUUUUCAUGUGAUCUGCUGCUACUGUUAGCAUGAUUGGCCUGUGCCUUUUACAGUCCAUCUCGUAUCUUUUCCCAAAUAGCCUCUUUUCCCAGGUUCUUUUUCACAACAGUUGCUUACUGCACAAACUUGUUAAGUGAUUCCCCUUAAUGUUCUGAUUUGUAACACCUUUGAACCCCUGGCUGAGGACUUUUCUCCCCUUUUGGCAGCUUACUCCUGCUGCUUUCCCAGCAGGCCGGUGUGCAUGCUGAUUCCAAUUCAGCCUGUUUUUAAAAAUAAGAGAGUGCAUUUACACAAAAGAAGCAUUGUACAGGACUUGAUACACCUUUGGUCUAAUCUUUACCAAACAGAAGCUUUUGCAUAAAUAUUAUCAGGAGUUUUUUUCACUAGACAGAAUAGUUUGUCCUUGGAAGGGUUUGUCCUUGGAAGCAGAUACAACUGUGUCCACUACUAGUCUGGUACAGCCCAUGUGAUGUCAGAUCAGUGGUUGUCUGUGAACAGCAGCCUCUGGUCAUUCUAAGAUGGCACUGAAUAAGUUUGUUUCCAGACAACCUACAAUGAGCAUUCAUCCUGAUUUGCUUGUACAAAGCUUGCAGGGAGGUCACAUGGUGUAUUGAACAUUCAUUCUGAUAUGUUUGCAGAGAAGUUAUACAACAUCAGGUCAGAAUUGUUCUUCCACACUUUCUAGUGAAUUUUCGUGCUACUUUCCGUACUGAGAAAUCACGUGGUUUUCUUUUUUUAGAAGCAGGUUUCUUGUCAGUUUUCACUUGAAUCUCACUCUCAAAUAGGGAUGGAAUGAUCUGUCAACUUCGGUUCUCUCGGUUUCUCAUUUUUCUAAUCUUAAAGUUGGUUCUCCACAUUUCUGCAGCAACUUGAGAUUUUUUUAAAAAAAUCCUCAUGAAAUUCUUCAGCAUUUUAGUGUGAAUUUCUCCUAAUAAAUACAU